Aspergillus calidoustus is the source of this 2461-nucleotide messenger RNA. The record is from the annotation of a GenBank genome assembly. Lineage: Eukaryota; Fungi; Ascomycota; Eurotiomycetes; Eurotiales; Aspergillaceae.
GUGGUCGAGGCCCAGCAACUCCAACUUUACCCCUCCGAUUCCUCCUGGAAAGUCAGUUACUCCACAACUUGUCAACCAGCCGCAGGCUGAAGCCUGGACAACCCCAGAUUUUCACCUUCUCUCACUUCACCACGCAUGCUGCUUCUAAACUUCAGUACCACUCCAAGCAAGCCUUUCUCUGUUCUAGGUCCUUUCAAAUCCUCUCCUUCACACUCGGGAAUCAUAUCUGGGCUCUGCACAGCUUGAAGGUCGGCCCAACUCCGUGCUCUGGCAGUCACUUCCGGGUGAAACCAUAGUGUCAUUCUUCCCUUUCAGAGGAUAAAAUAACCCGCUUGCGGAACCGCUCAUGCCUUAAUCCAAGGAACGCCACCAAUCGGUGAGAUGGAACCGGCUAAAGCCCAGAUCAGCAUUGAGAGCAAAACUUUCCCACGGGGUAAUUGCGAUCUGAUGCAAUGAUUGGCUGUGGUUCAAAUGGCUCCAUCCGUGUCCUCCCCGCGCAGUGUUCGCGUGGGAUUGGGGACAGGUCCGGCGGCGUGCCCACUGUCUCCAAACCGGGACUCCGGAGGCAUUAUAUAAAGCCGGCUUUUAUCGCAUGACGUCGGGAGAGUGCCCUGCAACGUAUUGCUAGAGUAUAAAUUUCCUCCGAUACCCUUUUCCUUGACUCGGCACGCUGCUGUUCAUGAAUCAAAGACGAUAGUAUUACCUGGGCUGUUGACGAUGAUUUCUGACACGAAGAAGAAGCCCUUCUUUGGGUUAACAGGAGGAUGGCUCACUGUUUGGCUAACAGUGGCCUGCGCUACUGAUAUGACCCUCUUUGGGUAUGAUCAAGGAGUAUUCAGUAUGUCGCCCGAUGCAUCGCAUAUCUGCAAGUGCUAACCUCCUUGUAGGUGGAGUCACUGUUUCUCAGGAUUUCCUCGAAUUACAUGACCUUGUCGGGCCCUCUCGAACCAAAGUUCUUUCUACUGUCACUGCAAUCUACGAUAUUGGCUGUUUCUUCGGCGCGAUUAUUGCGUUCACCUGGGGGGAGAGGCUAGGGCGCAAGAAGGCAAUCCUUCUUGGUACAGCAAUUAUGGCAGUUGGGACUAUCAUCAAGGCGAGCUCGUACAGUCUGGCCCAAAUGUUUGUUGGGCGAAUUGUUCUUGGUCUCGGAAAUGGUAUCAAUACUACUACCGCCCCAGUGUGGCAGACGGAAACUGCGCACCACAAGUGGCGCGGAAAGCUCGUUCUAUUUGAGAUGGUCAUGAACAUUGCUGGGUAUUCCAUGGUCAAUUGGAUAAACUAUGGGCUGUCAUUCGUUGGCGGAUCUAUUGCAUGGAGAUUUCCCAUAGCUUUUCAGUUCUUCUUCAUCUUUAUUCUCUUUGCCACUGUUCCAUGGCUUCCUGAGUCACCUAGAUGGCUCAUGCAACAAGGCCGACAAGAGGAAGCCGUGGAAAUCCUCGCCGCCAUUGAGGGUAAGGAGUUAAAUGACCCCUAUAUCCAAGUGCAACGCAGCGAAAUCGAGUUCAGCGUUCAAUACGAGCGUGAGAACGCCCCAAGCUGGAAAGACAUUUUCCUCCGCAAGCAGGGCAACAACGACACCAAGAGCCUGAGACGACUUCUUCUAGGUGCAGGAACGCAGUUCAUUCAGCAAUUCGAAGGAAUUAAUAUCAUGAGCUACUAUUUUCCGCUAAUAAUGAUGAAUUCGGUUGGUUUAUCGGAGAGUAUGUCCCGAUUACUUGCGGCUUGCAAUUCCGUCUCAUACCUCCUCUUCACAUGUCUAUCGGUUCCACUUGUUGAGCGGUGGGGCCGGCGAGGCCUUAUGCUGUUUUCGACUGCUGGUCAGGGCUUCUCAUUUCUCAUUAUCACUAUCCUACUUCGCUUCGCAGAGACCCGUGAAAACAGCGACAAGUUCGGCUCUGCGUCCAUUGCCUUCUUCUUCCUAUUUUUUAUCACCUUUGGCAUGGGCAUGCUGGGAGUGCCAUGGCUCUACCCAACUGAGAUUAAUUCAUUACCAAUGCGCAACAAGGGAGCGGCUGUUGCGACUGCUACUAACUGGAUGACGAACUUCGUGGUUGUUGAAAUCACACCAAUUGGAGUCCAGAACCUUGGCUGGCGAUUCUGGAUCGUAUGGACGGUUUUCAACGCCGCUUUCCUGCCCGUCAUCUACUUCUUCUAUCCCGAAACCUCCAACCGCACUCUAGAAGAUCUGGACUCGUAUUACCGCUCAAACCCGUCCCCGAUUGUUAUUACUGACCCCGAUGCCACGUCUGUCAAGCGUCCUCUCAAGUAUAUUCAACAUGAAGAUGAAGAGAUUCAGAAAAAUACGAAGGCUCGAGCCGUACAGGUCGAAAACGUCGAAGUUGCAUGAUGGUCUAGACUAGAUAGUUGUGGAUUCUUGCCAGGUGAACUAGGGUGAAUCUAGCCCUUUUAUAAUCUCUAUUAGUUAAGUAAAAUUUUAAUAACUAUCCACCUCAGUCGCUCU